CACCGGCUCCGCGCCGCGGGCCUGCCCUCAGGCCCCCGCGGGCUCCGCGCCGCCGCCCGGAGGCUCGCGCCCUCCCGUCGCUCCGGGACCCGCCCGCCGCGUCCCCUGGGCAACAGUCUCCAGGGAGACCGGGCUCCGCCCCCGGCACCGACACCCGGACGACUGGUAUCCGAGAAGUGAAAAAGCAGGAUGCCCCCCGGGGUUGACUGCCCCAUGGAAUUCUGGACCAAGGAGGAGAAUCAGAAUGUGGCAGUUGAUUUCUUGCUGCCCACGGGGGUCUAUCUGAACUUCCCUGUGUCCCGAAAUGCCAACCUCAGCACUAUCAAGAAGGUGUUAUGGCACCGCGCCCAGUAUGAGCCGCUCUUCCACAUGCUCAGUGACCCUGAGGCCUACGUGUUCACCUGCGUCAACCAGACGGCGGAGCAGCAGGAGCUGGAGGACGAGCAGCGGCGGCUCUGCGACAUCCAGCCCUUCCUGCCUGUCCUGCGGCUGGUGGCCCGCGAAGGUGACCGCGUGAAGAAGCUCAUCAACUCGCAGAUCAGCCUGCUCAUUGGCAAAGGCCUCCACGAGUUUGACUCCUUGCAAGACCCGGAGGUGAAUGACUUCCGAGGCAAGAUGCGCCAGUUCUGCGAGGAGGCGGCUGCCCGCAGGCAGCAGCUGGGCUGGGAGGCCUGGCUGCAGUACAGCUUCCCUCUGCAGUUGGAGCCCUCAGCGCGGAGCUGGGGGCCGGGCACCCUGCGCAUCCCCAGUCGGGCCCUCCUGGUCAAUGUCAAGUUUGAGGGCAGCGAGGAGAGCUUCACCUUCCAGGUAUCCACCAAGGAUGUGCCCCUGGCACUGAUGGCCUGCGCCCUCCGAAAGAAGGCCACGGUGUUCCGGCAGCCGCUGGUGGAGCAGCCUGAGGACUACACACUGCAGGUGAACGGCAAGCAUGAGUACCUGUACGGCAGCUACCCCCUCUGCCAGUUCCAGUACAUCUGCAGCUGCCUGCACAGUGGGCUGACCCCCCACCUGACCAUGGUGCACUCCUCCUCCAUCCUCGCCAUGCGGGACGAGCAGAGCAACCCUGCCCCCCAAGUCCAGAAGCCACGCACCAAACCGCCCCCCAUCCCCAUGAAGAAGCCCUCCUCCGUGUCCCUCUGGUCCCUGGAGCAGCCUUUCUACAUCGAGCUGAUCCAGGGCAGCAAAGUGAAUGCCGACGAACGGAUGAAGCUGGUGGUGCAGGCCGGGCUCUUCCAUGGCAAUGAGACACUAUGCAAGACGGUGUCCAGCUCAGAGGUGAGCGUAUGUUCGGAGCCCGUGUGGAAGCAGCGGCUGGAGUUUGACAUCAACAUCUGUGACCUGCCCCGCAUGGCCCGGCUCUGCUUCGCGCUUUACGCCGUGAUCGAGAAGGCCAAGAAGGCCCGCUCCACCAAGAAGAAGUCCAAGAAGGCGGACUGCCCCAUUGCCUGGGCCAACCUCAUGCUGUUUGACUACAAGGACCAGCUCAAGACGGGCGAGCGCUGUCUCUACAUGUGGCCCUCUGUCCCAGACGAGAAAGGGGAGCUACUGAACCCCUGUGGGACCGUGCGGAGUAACCCCAACACUGAGAGUGCAGCCGCCUUGGUCAUCUUUCUCCCCGAGGUGGCCCCUCACCCUGUAUACUACCCUUCCCUGGACAAGAUCCUGGAGCUGGGGCGGCUUGGAGAGCAUGGACGCUUCACGGAGGAGGAGCAGCUGCAGCUGCGGGAGAUCCUGGAGCGGCGGGGUUCUGGGGAACUGUACGAGCACGAGAAGGACCUGGUGUGGAAGAUGCGACACGAGAUCCAGGAGCACUUUCCCGAGGCUCUAGCCCGGCUGCUGCUGGUCACUAAGUGGAACAAACACGAGGACGUGGCCCAGAUGCUCUACCUGCUCUGCUCCUGGCCUGAACUGCCCGUUCUGAGCGCCCUGGAGUUGCUAGACUUCAGCUUCCCCGACCGCCACGUGGGCUCCUUCGCCAUCAAGUCCCUGCGGAAACUAACCUCCGAGAUGCACGUGCCGUCGGUGGCUCUGCGAUUCGGCCUCAUCAUGGAAGCCUAUUGCCGGGGCAGCACCCACCACAUGAAGGUGCUGAUGAAGCAGGGGGAAGCACUGAGCAAACUGAAGGCCCUCAAUGACUUCGUCAAAGUGUGCUCCCAGAAGACCCCCAAACCCCACGCCAAGGAGAUGAUGCACCUGUGCAUGCGCCAGGAGACCUACCUGGAGGCCCUCUCCCACUUGCAGUCCCCACUCGACCCCAGCACCCUGCUGGCUGAAGUCUGCGUGGAGCAGUGCACCUUCAUGGACUCCAAGAUGAAACCCCUGUGGGUCAUGUACAGCAACGAGGAGGCAGGCAGCGAUGGCACCGUGGGCAUCAUCUUUAAGAAUGGGGACGACCUCCGCCAGGACAUGCUGACCCUGCAGAUGAUCCAGCUCAUGGACAUUCUGUGGAAGCAGGAGGGCUUGGACCUGAGGAUGACCCCCUACGGCUGCCUCUCCACUGGGGACCGCACAGGCCUUAUUGAGGUGGUGCUUCACUCGGACACCAUUGCCAACAUCCAGCUGAACAAGAGCAACAUGGCGGCCACGGCCGCCUUCAAUAAGGAUGCUCUGCUCAACUGGCUCAAGUCCAAGAACCCGGGGGAGGCCCUGGACCGAGCCAUUGAGGAGUUCACCCUCUCCUGUGCUGGCUACUGUGUGGCCACCUAUGUGCUGGGCAUCGGCGAUCGCCACAGCGACAACAUCAUGAUCCGAGAGAACGGGCAGCUGUUCCACAUUGAUUUCGGCCAUUUUCUGGGGAAUUUCAAGACCAAGUUUGGAAUCAACCGUGAGCGGGUCCCGUUCAUCCUCACCUAUGACUUUGUCCACGUGAUCCAGCAGGGGAAGACGAAUAAUAGUGAGAAGUUUGAAAGGUUCCGGGGCUAUUGUGAGACGGCCUACACCAUCCUGCGGCGCCAUGGGCUCCUUUUCCUCCACCUCUUUGCCCUGAUGCGGGCGGCAGGCCUGCCUGAGCUCAGCUGCUCCAAAGACAUCCAGUAUCUCAAGGAUUCUCUGGCAUUGGGGAAAACGGAGGAGGAGGCUCUGAAGCACUUCCGAGUGAAGUUUAAUGAAGCCCUCCGGGAAAGCUGGAAAACCAAAGUGAACUGGCUGGCCCACAACGUGUCCAAAGAUAACAGGCAAUAAUAGCCCCUCCCAGCCCUGCGCCUGGAGACAAGCAAACUGUCGGUCUUGGGAGGCGAGCACCCUCAGCUACCCUCCAGGGCCGAAAGGCUGGACUGCAUCCUUGGGAAAGAACCUACACGACUGCCUUUUGUUUACACUGGUUAUUUAUUUAUGACUUGAAAUGUUUCAGGAACUGAACAGCCAUACAUAGAAAUGCACCCUAGAGCAGGGGCGGGGCGCUGUCCUCCGCGUGCCCAUCAGAGCCCUGGGCUUUGAUGGGAAGACACUGUGAGCCACACACCUCAGGCUGCAUCUCGCCGAGGGUCUGUAACCUCAAGUCUUCCAGCUGGUGGAUCUGGAGCCAGCCAAGACUCCUCUCUCCCGCGUGAGGGCUGUCUCCUCCCCAGGCUCCCACUGCGCUGCAUACGUGUCCACGCCUGGCAGUCCAGACAGGGCGCCCAUGCCUGCUCACCACCUCCACCUGCGUGCUUUCCACUGACUGAGUUCUGGGCAGUUCCCAGAGGCAGCCUGGGUGCCCUCUAGAUUCAGGGAGGGUACUUCUGGAUACGGGAAUUCUCAUCUCUGCUGUAAAGCGAUUUUGUUUGCGGGUAAGAAAAAAAAGUAGCCCAACUACUUACUGACCUCUGUAGCUCGGGGUGAAGGUGGGGGGAUGGCCCUAGCCCCCGUCAGUAGAGCGCACACUGGUUCUCAAGCCACAUUAGAAAGACAAGAGCUUGACUGAGCUCACCCUGGUCAUGGAUCAAGAGGCAAGCUGGUGCAAUUGUAUGUAACCUCUCUCCCCCAAAGCAGGUUUUAGGUAGUGAAAGACCUACCUCCUCUCCGAAACACUCACUUUUGAGACUCUGCUCCGUGGACCUAGGUAGCAGAGGCAUGAGUCGGGGUGUGGGGGCAUCUUUUCCUCAGACAGUACUUAGCCAGAAAACGGUUCAGGCUCAGCCUUGGGUACAUCUGAGGAGCUCCAGGAAUGCAGGUCCCUGGGCCUCUGUCGGCCUUUUGGAGCUAACUCUGGAGACAGGGCUGAGAAUCUGGGUUUCCAGCAGCCCACGGGUGGGCAUAAUGGAAUCAGCAGCUUACUGGGGACCCACAAGGCAACACCACUUACCUCUCAAUGGCCCUGCAAAGCUCAGCAGUGCCAGAGGUAACUGUCCUCUCAAUAGCCCAAGCACACAGCUUCCAGAAGAGCCCAGGGGACUAGCCUGUUUCUCUGUUCAUUAGAGGUGGCUGAGCGGCAUUGGCCCUAGAAAUCCAUGCCACCCACAAAGCUCCACUGACCAGACCCUGGUUCCCAACUAAGUGCUGAAUUCAUCACACCCACCUCACCUGUCUGGGAAUAGGAAAAGCUGACUGUACAUCUGUCUAUUUAUUUAAACGAGUCUGUUCUUCCUGGCAUGGACAGCACACUGUGUAUACACAGCAAUGUUUGGUUUGGAUGCAUGGCCUGUGUGCCCAGCGAGAAAAGUAUUUUCUAUGUUUUUUUUUUUUUAAACCAUUUGAUGUUUCUGUAUGUGGAAGGUGAGUUCGACGUAACUGAUGAAGGUUCAGACCAGUAGUCUGAAACCUUGAAGUGAGAGGUAAAAACAGAUUAAAAGAAACAAAAGCCUUUGUAUGUUAUGUUCUUGGCUCAGAAAGAAACCAAGGGAAUGUAGGAUUCAUAUGAAAAUGAGACCAAAGAAAAGCCGCUCUCCCGCUGGAGUUAGAACCAGACUUUAUUGUAUGUAUACACUUUCUGACCUAUUGUCAAUAUACACAUCUGAAAAGUGAUACUGCGGCCGCUACAGACAGCGCGAGAAUGGUCCUGUCUCCGCAUUGGCGUCUACCCACGGUCUAAACAGAGCAGCUACAGUGACAGUACAUGGAGGGGUGGCCACACAUGACACGGGACAGCUGGCAGUGUCCUUGAGACUAGCGGUUAUGAUCACAGCGUAGUGUUCAAAAUUAUUUUCUCCCAGUUUUAGAAAUCUAAAAUUUUACAUGUACAUUAAAAA
Capra hircus (goat) is the source of this 5165-nucleotide messenger RNA. RefSeq names its product phosphatidylinositol-4,5-bisphosphate 3-kinase catalytic subunit delta (gene PIK3CD). Bases 190 to 3180 code for a protein of 996 amino acids. The transcript is spliced from 22 exons. Gene Ontology annotation, molecular function: 1-phosphatidylinositol-3-kinase activity; 1-phosphatidylinositol-4-phosphate 3-kinase activity. Lineage: Eukaryota; Metazoa; Chordata; Mammalia; Artiodactyla; Bovidae. Gene Ontology annotation, biological process: phosphatidylinositol-mediated signaling; phosphatidylinositol 3-kinase/protein kinase B signal transduction; cell migration. The record is from RefSeq and is a predicted model, not a curated record. Gene Ontology annotation, cellular component: plasma membrane; phosphatidylinositol 3-kinase complex; cytoplasm.